AAAAAUGUUUUCCUUCACCUAUCAAAAUCAGAAAAUAAGUCGUACAUCUUUCAGUGGCUUACGAACAUAGCAGCAGCCACUGUGAAGUCAUUUCUUAACAAACACGUGGAUUUUAUCAUAACUGAUCGAGAGGAAACUGGGAAAAAGUCAUUUCGCAAUAAGCUAAAAAUCUCCAAUGAAAAACGAAGCUCUCUGAUGCUUGGAAUUGCAACUACUAAAGUACCAGCAAUAAGAGGAUCGUCUUCCGUUUUUAAAAUUGCGUCUACUUGGAACAUAAAAAUCUUAAAAUAUACUGAUCUAGUGUCUUGCAUGGAAGAAUACCAAUAUAAACCAAUCCGGCUGGGUGCACAAAUUAGGAUCAAUACAAUGGGCCUUGUUCAUGCACUUCGCAAUCCUUUCGUAAAAGUAGAGGAUCAGACAAGGAAAUACAGACCAGAUAUUGUUGAGAUGAAAUCAUUCCCAUACCUUGACUUUAAUAAUGAGGGAACAUCAUCACCAUUCGAUACUUGGUUUAGGCAAAAUAGAUUAUGAUUACCAAAAAAAAAAAGCAGAACAAUAAUACAUUAUUAACAGCUCUAAAGCCUUGACAUGCUGCAUUUCUCUCACCGUAAAAUACGAGGGAUAUCGGUUGGGUCUAUCUUUGUCGUAAUUUAGAUUAUCAAACAUAUGUAAUAAUACAAUGUAAUACAAUAAAUUGGCUUGUUUUAUUACGCUUUUGUUCGUUUACUGCGCAAAGGGCAAGUUAAUCAAUGUUAUUGAUCAAAAUUCAAGGUUACCUUCGUCUUAAGUGAUUAUACUUUCAACGAAGACUUGAACAAGUUUUAAUUUCCAUUUAAUAUGGUCCCAUAAUUUUUUCUCAAAUUUAGAUUUAUCUGCUAGACGAGACGAGGAAAUUUUGUGGAUCAUUUCCAUUAACUGUUGCGCAAAAAAGUGCAUGAGGCAACUGUCUGUAGAAGACAUAAGAUAUGCUGAAGCAAAGAAAAAGGCAGGAAAGCGAAACUAUUUUUUAGAGUACCUGCAUCAACACAGUAGCUCUGAUGAUUCCAAUGAACUACAAACUGAAUUUUAUGUAAAAGGAAAGAUUGUGUGUAGGGAAGCAUGGCUUCUUGCACACAAUUUAAAUAAGGAAACCUUUAGACGAAUUUGGGGAAAAUUUAAAGAUGGUGCAAAUGUGCUGGAGCAUGGGAAUAAAGGAAGGAAGUCAAUCACUAGCAAGACUGCAGAUUGCAUUGCCUGGUUGCAGUUUUUUGUUAGCUGUGUAGGGGACCACCAACCAGACAAUGGUGGCAUCAAUUUACCAACAUGCUUUACUAAAAGUGACAUUUACAAAAAAAUGCUGGAGGAAAAUAAAGCACUCAGUCAGCCAACAGUAUCCCUUUCUCAUUUUUAUGGCCUAUGGGAAAGGAAUUUUCUUCAUGUCACCAUUCCCAAGGUAAGUGGCAUCAAAUAUGCAAUAGUUUUCAGUAUGAUGAUGACUAACACUUACAGGUGUGUGUAUUUUACAAACCAUUUAUGUAAUAAUAUCAUUGCUGUUCCAAUACAUUAAUUUGACAAUGGUACCCAAAGAGAACAUGAAAAUGUGUUAAAUAUGGAAACCUAGAUAGCAAAAUAGGGGGCCCAGUAGGUCAUGACCACCUCUUAUCCAACAAUCAUGAGUGAAAAAAGUUUUAUUUUGUGGCUUUGUUUGGUCUGUAAACUGCUGAGAUGAACCAUGCCUAGUUUUUUUUCAUGUUAUACCUCAUACAUGCAGAAAUGAUCUAUCAAUUUGAAUCUUCUAGGAAAAUCGCUUUACAAAAUGCACAGACUGCACAAAAUACAAGCAGGAGAAAGAGAAAACUGUGGACAAAGCCAGAAGGGCUGAAAUUGAUCACUUGCUGAAGCUUCAUCUUGAUUUAGUCUGGUGAGAGAAAUGUUUAAAAAAGUACAGUUAGUUUGAUGAACAAAAAAUCUGUCACAUCAAAAGCAAUUCACUAGUCUUCUGGUCUUAAGAACUAAUAAUAAUUUUUCCUUAUAUCACUAGGCAGGAAAGGAGGGUGUACUAUCUUCACAGGUAUAAAGCCAGGAGGUACCCAUCAAAGUAUGUGGCAAAUAUUGCUGAUGGUAUGGACCAACACACCACAAAUGUCCCAAGUGUGCGCCGAAUUACCAAGGCAAUGUCUGCACUUACGACUGUGGGAACACACCUUGUUGGUUCCAUUAUUCACAAUGGACAAGCACAAAAUGGAAAGGAGAUUUAUGGGUCAUUUGACUACUACCAGUAUCCUCAUGACUCUAAUCUCACUAUGACAGUUCUGUUGGAAGUCCUUGUAAGAUGGUCGGAGGAAUUUGACCUACCACCCAUUCUCUAUCUGCAGUUUGAUAACUGUGUUAGAGAAAACAAGAACCGCUACAUGUUUGCUCUAUUGGCACUUCUGGUUGAAGAGAAAAUUUUUGAAAAAGUAUGUUAUCUUGGGUAAUUUUAAAAGAAAUGCAUUUGCCUUAUUCACAUUUCCCACAAGGCACUUUGUUCAAGCAUCAAAAUGUCCCAUUGCAAUGUUUUCAAGGUCCAUUUGGGUGGGAAGUUAGUUUCCAUUCAAUCUCAAUUUUUGCAACUACUGAAGGAAUGUAACCUGAAGUUGAAAUUUAAAAAAAACAGCACCACUUUCCCUUCUUGUAUUUCAGAUAAGAGUUAACUUUCUCCCAGUGGGACAUACCCAUGAGGACAUAGAUGCCUUUUUUGGGGUUUAUUCAAAGCACUUAGACAAACUGGAUGUUUAUACAGUCACAGGUAAGUUGUUCUAACAUAAAGUAAUUACUUCAAGGUACAGUUGGAGUAACUGAGAGGUUCAACAAUCAAAACUGCCUGUGCAGUGUGAUAAUCUUGUGUGGCAAAUAUUCACAUAAGUUAUCUAUCAAUAUAAAUACAUAGCAACUAGCACUGUGAUCAAACAAAUUUCUGCACGAGGCAAGAGCAUGGUUCAAAAUUUAGUCUAUAGAAAGUAUGAACACUUCCACUUGAAUUAACAGAUUAAAUGUGACAUUGACAUGUUAUAAAUUUGGUGUAAAUGCUUAUUUACAGAGUACAUGUAAGAUCUUAAUUUAUUUUACACUUCACUGUCACUUAGAAUUACUGAAGGCACUGGAAACAUGCAUGAAGAAUCCAACACCCAAGCCCUAUAUGCUCAAGAUGGUUUAUGACAUAAAAUCAUGGAUUAGUGAUUAUUGUGAGGAGUUACAUGAACACACAGUUCCAAAGUGCUUUAAAUUUACAUUGAAUGAAGGAUGGAAAAGCAGUUAUGCACUACAGAAAUUGGAGCCAUGAGCCAUGGAAAGAGCCCAUUGCAAUGCUGAAGGUUAGCACAUGAAAUUCUUAAUUAGUGGUUCCUGAGUCAUAGUUAAAAUAGUAACUUAAAAGCUUACCUGAUGUUUUCUGAAGUAGCAUUGGCACUGACAAUUUGUAGGCCUGAAAAAUAACAUUAAUGCUCCAAAUAACUGAAUGUUUGCUGACAUUACAUGUUAAGAAUAUGCUGGGUUUAAAUUGAUCCUCAAUUUAAAAUGUAUCUCACUGCUUUUCCCUGUCUUUAAGAUUGGGAUCAUAAUGUGUACAAGUCAAAGAAGAAUUAAAUGGAAAGAGAAAGCCCUUAUUAUUGUCUCUCAAGGAAAUUUGAGCCAACAAAUACAUUGCUAGACAUGGUUUGAUGCUACUCUGGUUUAAAGAUUAAUUUUGUUGAAUUUAACAGAUAAGUUACAAUUAUUUAAUAUUUAAACCAGAAUAAAAUCAAACCAUGUUUGAUUGUUCACCUGGCUGCCUUGUGAGAUUUAAUAUAUCAAAUUCAUUGUUGCCUUUUUUUGCUAUACUAGAGUUUACCCUCUGGAAAGCCAAAUACUGUGACUCCUUCCCUACAUAAACUGGACAUGGAGGGAUUGAAGAGAGAUAUUCCCACCAAAUAUCCCAAGAAUAUGCCCUUAAAAGCAUCUGAAGAGUGGGAAUCCUGGUUAGCAAAUACAGAGUUUAAUCUAUUAUCAGUACCUGACAACUACACUUGGCCAGUGGAUGAAUUGAAGAAUACUUCAAGGACUGUUUUAGCCUCAAAUGCUGAACUCCCUCAUGAACUUUUAGAGCUCAGAGAGAAAGAGAUCCAGCCUAUCACAGAGGUGAAUAAUAAUUAAAAUGCAGCAGUGGACACUAAAAAGCCAAGCCUUCAAAUGGUCCUACAGAUAUAAAAGAGAAAUAAUUAGAGGGGUCCAUUCCUCUAACCCCUUCUGCGUCCAGUUAUAGAUUAUACAAGUCCAACUUUAGAUAUAUAAUAAUGUACAUGAUAAAAUUACAUGCUUCUGAUUGGCUGAAAACAAGCCAAUUCUCAUGUAGCACAAAUGCAAAGUUGCAACAUGAGUGCAAAUUACAAAUAGGGCAAACACACUUUCAAAAUUUUGUCUGCACAUUGUUCUUGCAAUUUGGUCUACUAAGCACUUGUAAUUUUUCAAAUACCACGAAAUUGCACUUGCCCUUCGGACUCGUGCAAAAAUUUUGUUGUCUUUGGAAACUUAUUUGUGCUUAUUCACACCAAAUUGCACUAAUAGAAUAUGACACGGUCACAUAAUCCAUUACUUAUAAUUAAUCAAAGAAUAAAAUGAUAAGAACAAUUGAUAAUUGAUACAUCUCAGUCGAAAUGCUCACCUAAACAAGUAAAUUCUAAUGAAAUGUCUGUUGAAUAUUUCAGAUUUACACAGGCCGUUACAGGACCCCGAGGGAAAGGGAAGCGCCUAUUGAAAUGGUAGACGAUUUCCUCGCUACUCUUCAAGUCAGCUGCUUUGUGGCUUUGUACUUCGCCAAUUACGAUAAACUGCCCUGCAUUGGCAAGGUCCUGGCCGUCGAGGAGGACAAUUUUAAGGUGCAUUACUGGAAAGGCACUUACUGUGGAAAGUGGACUCCUCAGCAUGUUCCCCGACAAAAAUCCAGACCAUGGGUGGAGAUCCUUCCUAAGAGCUGUAUAGUGUGCAGUUCAUUUGAGCUUACGGAAGACAACAAGCUAAUGCCAUCAACAAGAAAAUUUCUCAAGGAAAGAUAUGUUGCUUUGAGGACAAUUCAAUCCUGA
Molecule: messenger RNA, 5075 nt
Organism: Pocillopora meandrina
Lineage: Eukaryota; Metazoa; Cnidaria; Anthozoa; Scleractinia; Pocilloporidae
Source: the annotation of a GenBank genome assembly